CAGCGACAUGGAACUAGGGAAGCUACUGUAUUAGAUUGGUAUAGAUCCCAGUAUCCCACAGCCACACUGUAAAAGAUGAUGAAUUCACACCGGCACUGUGUCAUAUCUCUCCGUCACGACAUCUACACAAGUAAGUAAUUCAGCUAUACAGCCAGAAGCAAAGCAGCUUGGCUAGCUUUUUGCACUGAGAUACAAAACCAUACUACUGUUUCCACAUAUGCGUGCAUGCAUGCACCAUGCACCAUGCGACCACAGAGAGUUAGCUGACCACCGGCCUCUCAAUCAUCUCGGGCUAGCUGGACAAACAUCAAUCCACGCCUCAGAAAAAGGUUCACCCCGUCUUAUUUAGGAGAGCACCAGCGUCUACCUACUUGUAGUGUCAUUGGCCCUCUCUCGUACCUAGCUGAACGCUCCUGCACCGAGCUGAAAACCGGUUAAACCGCAACGCAGCAGACACACAUGAGCGACAAGCCGGGCCUCUCCCCGCAGAUCCCAACACCACCCCGCUCGUCCGCUGCUGCCUGCUGCUGCUGGCGCGCGUCCAUACAAACACCGCCCCCAGAGAGAGAGAGAGAGAGAGAGACGCCGCCACCGCCUUGCGCUCUCCUCCCUCCCCGUCGUCGUCGUCGUCUCUCUGCUUGCCAUGAGAGACACCGGCGCCGCCCUGCUGCUGGCGGCGCUGCUGCUCCUGCUGGCGUCGGAGCUCGCCACGCUCGGCUGCGGCCACAGGAUGACGAGAGCGGACGUGGCGGCGUGGAAGCGCCACGCACUCGUGGCUCCGACGAAGAAGACGACGACGAUGGCGGCGUCGCGCGCUGCGACGACGACGACGACCUUCCCGAUCCCGACGGUGGCCGGGACAGGCGAUACGGCGGCGGCGCUCGGUGACGGUGAGUCCAAGAGGCUGGUUCCGCAGGGCUCGAACCCGCUGCACAACUAGCACAGGUUCUUCCUCACUAGCUUAGCCAGCUUCCAUUUCUCUAGCUAGCUAGCUAGCUCGCGGGCGUGCAAUAUAUACAAUCACAUACACAGUGCUGCAUAUCACUGCAAGUCUGCAACUGACUUAACUGUAAUUAGUUAGCACUGCACAUCUCUCAAGUCUCUGAAUCCAAGACGAGAGCGUGUGCCAUGUAAUUACAUUCCUCCUUCUCUUGCGUCUUUUGAGCAAUGAUGAUUUGCAUUAGGAUGACAAUGAUGUUUUGUGAACUGUGAGCUA
Messenger RNA from Oryza sativa Japonica Group (Japanese rice), 1216 nucleotides. RefSeq lists its product as uncharacterized. NCBI's taxonomy places the organism in Eukaryota, Viridiplantae, Streptophyta, Magnoliopsida, Poales, Poaceae. The record is from RefSeq and is a predicted model, not a curated record.